AUAUACUUUCCGCAACGCGGGAACGGCUACCCCGAAAAAGCGCGUCCAGCAAACGCCCUCCCCACCCACUCCUCCGCCGUCCGCGAAAAGUGGCAGCGGCACUACCACACCUCCUCGUGGCUCGUGCCCAUCUCCCUCCCCAUCCCCGGCGUGCGCACACGUCGCCUCCGCCUCAUGCUCCCCAACCUCCCCAGGCUGCACCACAGCACCAUCACCCGCUUCGGCAGGAGAAGAGGCCGUCUGCUCCUCGCGCUCGGCUUCCUCGCAGUCGUGUUCACCGUGGUCAUGAUGGUGUCGCUGCGCGACCGCUUCGUGCCGGAGGACCGGAACUGGCCGGCGUACCAGGAGCCCCCGACGCUCAUCUACAGGCGUGAGGACCUCCAGCGGAUAUGGGAGUGGGAAGUAGCUGCUGGGCACUACCCGAGCGGGCAGAAAAUCCCCGAGACCGUUGGUCUGUUGACCCCGCCGCUCAACCCGGCCUUGCCGCCCAGGAAGACGUCCACGAUCCCCACGAGGUUCCGCCCACCAUCUGUGACGGACACCACCGGCAUUGGUGCGAAGCGUGUCUACGUGGACAUUCAGGCGAAGCCUCCGAAUGUCGCGUACCCGCCACGGCCAUUAUCUGGCAGCGUCGCGGACUUGGACGUGGUCAUGGAACACUGUGAUUUCUCACAGAACAAGUACGUGCGUGACUGUCUCGAGAUUCUCCGCCUUGGAGGUGGCCUGGACAACGGUGCGCGGGUCCGAAGAGGGAAGAUGGACGAAUGGAAGUAUAUCUACGUGGAGGACGGCGAGCUGCAGAACAGCACGCAGACCGUGCCUCCCGUCAACCCGGCGCUCGCGCUCAAGAGCCAGGGCGUGGCGGACCCGAACGCCGGCUUUAGCAAGAAGCGCAACACCGACUGGGAGCCGCACGUCCACUUCGCGCAGCCCCCGGAGUACAUUGCGCACCAAGACCGCCCUGCGUCAUGCGUAGAGAACCCGCACUUGUUCCACAUGUUCUGGACGGGGCCGUUCACGGACAAGCCUUAUCUCGCGCUGCUGUCCUUCCUGUACACGCAGAACCUCGGCCUUCACAUAGACCCCGAACAUGAUGACCCCGUCUGCCGGCCCAAGUUCUGGUUGUGGAUCAACCCUGGCCCUGCGGCAUCUGUUCCGAACCCCACGGCGAUGCGCGACAUGUUCGAGCAGCUCAAGUCGAACCCCUGGGCGUCGCCGUUCCUGCAUCCCCGGUUCAAGGACGUCAUCCAGUUCAAGCUAUGGAAUACCACCGAGCAACUCGACGGCGUUCCGGAACUCAAGGACGAGUGGAGGGACCUACGGGAUACACUGUUCAACUCUGGCGGUGUCGUGGAGAAGAUCCCUCAGCCAGUCGAUUCGGUCACUUCGAAGGAAGAGUCCAGCGGUACUGCUACUGCCGAAAGCACGAAGACUGAGGGCGAGAAGGACGACAAGGUGAACCGAGUCGGCUCCAAGUCGCCAUCCUCGUACGACCGCUUGUCUGUCAUUCUCUCGGACAUGGCGCGGUUCGUCCUGUGCCAUCGCUUUGGUGGCAUCUACCUGGACGCGGAUACCAUCCUGCUGCGGGACUGGGAAGAACUCUGGGGCUGGAAGGGCGCGUUCGCGUACCGGUGGUCCCGCCUGGAAAGGUACAACACCGCCGUGCUGAAGCUCAACAAGGGCUCUGCUCUGGGAACGUUCCUGUUCCGCACUGCGCUCAAGAACGGCUUGGACUUCCAUCCGAUGACCGUGUCAAGGUAUACGAAGGACGCCGCGCUUGAGCCGCUACUGCUGCGGUUGCCUGACGCGCUUUUCGACUCGGCAUGGCUGAACACCGAGGACUUCCAGCGCGAGCGGCCGCCCCAGCCGUACUUCACGGAGUUCGGCGACUUUUUCUUCACCCCACGGGAGAGGAGCGCAGCGCCCCACGCACUUGGCUUCAACGGUUUCUUCAGGGGGGCUUACUCUUAUCACUUCCACAACUUCUGGUGGCAGCCCUUCGAUGCGACCAGGAAUUGGCCGGACCUCGGGCCUCGCUUCAUCAAUGGCGAGCGCCAGGCGCGCACACAAGCUGAUGCGUCCAUGCUCGAGCGCAACGAGUUUCCAGAGGACCUGGUAGCGGACGACAAGCGCGACCUCGACUGGUCCGUCGUCAUCAAGCGGACGUUCGAGGCGUACAUCCGGGGAGAGGCCCCGAACAUGUAUGGCGAAUGGGUCAAGUGGUGAACAGGCACCCGUUACCACCCCUCGCCGCUACGAUCAUGAUGAUACAGCCCUGGCGUCUUCGUCGUCGUCGCAUACCACUUCUUCGCGGUGUAUAUAUCUUUCUUUAUUGACCCGCCUAGAUCACCCCUUUGCACCGCUGUCGCUGUCCCCCUGCACGCGAACUCUCAAUCUUCAAUACGCGCUCUGGCACUCCGCCCCCGUCCACGAUGCUAUCAUCCUACCCGCCCCUAGUUCUUUAUCCCUUAUCCCAAUUCGAUGUAAUACGCGCGUACCCGGCUCGGACAACCCCUUAUCCACCUUUGUGAUCGCCAGUCGGAGUUUUGGAUUAUCCCCGCGAGAGGCUGGAGUAGAAGUUUACCACCAGGUCCGACUCAGGGUCCCGCGACGACGCGAAACCGUAAC
Messenger RNA from Trametes versicolor FP-101664 SS1, 2628 nucleotides. RefSeq lists its product as uncharacterized. The record is from RefSeq and is a predicted model, not a curated record. Gene Ontology annotation, biological process: maturation of SSU-rRNA from tricistronic rRNA transcript (SSU-rRNA, 5.8S rRNA, LSU-rRNA). Gene Ontology annotation, cellular component: nucleolus; small-subunit processome. Bases 175 to 2226 code for a protein of 683 amino acids. The transcript is spliced from 5 exons. NCBI's taxonomy places the organism in Eukaryota, Fungi, Basidiomycota, Agaricomycetes, Polyporales, Polyporaceae.